Serendipita indica DSM 11827 is the source of this 1413-nucleotide messenger RNA. Lineage: Eukaryota; Fungi; Basidiomycota; Agaricomycetes; Sebacinales; Serendipitaceae. The record is from the annotation of a GenBank genome assembly.
AUGAAGUCGCAGAGCCUGCCCCUCUCCGUCACCCUGAGAGAUCUCGCUCUCUUAAGAGCAUCAGACGUCGACUUUUCAUCCAUUCUUGACGCUGAAAAUGUGGAUGGCACGCAUCAAGAGUCGCUCCAACGCUCCCAAGAGUUUAUCAAAGAAGCGCGUAGUGCGCUCAGACUUGCCAACAACGAGAGUAUAGAGCAACAGGGAGCACGAAUAGAGGAGAUUCGUGCAUUAGGCGAACAGACAUUGGCUGCAUUGGAGAAUCCUGAGAAGACAAAUGAGCGAAAUCCGCAGACUAAGAAGAAUAAAACAUGGGAGGGCGACGGUUUCCUUCGAUUCCAAGGCGACUGGUGCCAGCUCUUGGACGCAGAUGGCAAACCUAUGGGAAGUGGCAAAAGUUCACUAGGACGGCCUCUUAGAGAGACAGACGAACUACACGUAGCAGGAAAAGACGUUCUAAUCGAUUGUUCGAGCACGCGAGCCGAGUGGGACAAAUUGUCGGCAGCUCCGUUCAAGGGAGGUUAUCUUGCAGAGUCAACGACUGCGGGGGCGUCGACUUCCAAACCGACUCCUUCGAUUCCAAACGCUUCGAGUGCCUCACGGUCCUUCGUCCCGCUACGACCGCUGAACGCGAAACCAAAGCCAUCUGAUGCGUUGUUCAAAGUUCCAAAUCAGGCACAAUCACUUGCUACGCGACAAUAUCCCCCGUCAAAGAGUACAAUUCCAGUGCAGGAUCUAUUCGACAAUGAAGAUAUUCCCGCACCCCGUGUUCAUCCCCCGUCCAGUUCACUGGAGACCAAGGUGGAAGAAUCCAUUGAAGCUGUGUGGGAAGCCGUUUGGCGCAAGAGUAGCACCAAGAAGAACAAACACUGGGACGGUGACGGGAUAGUCCAUCAAAAAGGAACUUCUAUCCGUUUCCUGUCAGAGAAUGGAAAGAAAGUUUAUGGGACUAAAGCAUGGGAUAGUGUGCUGGUGGAAGGAUCGACCUUGUGGUUUGGUGAGAGAGAGGUUCUGCUCGGAGCAAAAGCUCCUCUAUCUCGAUUGGAAGGUGGAAAGGCGGUGACCGUCAUUGAUCUAUCCGAGAGUGAGGAUAUAGUACCAUCAGUAUCUAAGCCGAUACCCCAGCUCCGCAAAUUCAUCGCGCCUGCUAUCGUCAAGCACGUCCAAAGACAAGAAGAUGUGAAGCCCAAACCAAAGGCAGAAGGACCUUUGUUCGAUCCGACUGCAGAGGGUGCUAUAGUCAUGAAGCCUCCGACAGCGUGGCAUCAGCAAAAAUUCAAUCCAAAGAACCGCUCCGUAGUUCCUGUCGUCAUAGACCCACUGAUAGCGGCCAAACUGCGACCUCACCAGGUUCAAGGCGUAAAGUUUAUGUACGAGUGCGUCAUGGGAAUGCGAGCACACGAAGGUCAAGUCUAA